This is a messenger RNA of Anopheles arabiensis, 786 nucleotides long. RefSeq lists its product as uncharacterized. The record is from RefSeq and is a predicted model, not a curated record. The transcript is spliced from 3 exons. Lineage: Eukaryota; Metazoa; Arthropoda; Insecta; Diptera; Culicidae. The coding region runs from base 79 to 699 and encodes 206 amino acids.
AGUAAAAAUACAAUCACGAGUUCAUUGCUAUUAUCGUCUACAACGGCACGACACAACGGUCUGUACAACAAUAUCAUCAUGAAACUUCUAAUCGUUGCAGUAAUUGUAGUGAUUAGCAUUAUAUGUCCAUCUAAUGCGUUUCAUGCGAAUUCCUUCGAUGCCAUUAAAGGCUGUAAGCAGUACGGCAAUGUGGCAAACUAUGACGAUCCACUGAUGUACAUCCCGACGAAAGAUCUGCUGCACGUCGAGAGUACAAGCAAAUCCAAGCUCAUUAAGAUAGCCGUGCAAGGAAGCUCUGAUGGCAUCCUACGUUUUGGCGCUUCUCUAUACCCAUACAACAGGGAUGUGAUAGAGAUAGUACUUGGAGGAUGGACCAACACGCAGAGCGCUGGAAGACGACAGCAUCGAUCGGCAUCGAAUAAUAAUACGAACCUUGCGCUUGCCGAGGUACAGACUCCGCAGCUGUUGUCCGCUAAUCGUCCAACCGUGUUUCUGGUCGAGCUGUUCCACGAUGGUACGAUUCAGGUAAGGAUCGAAGGACAGGAUUACCCAUUCCUGUUAUUCAACGAUGCAAAGAAAACUCCCUUCAACUAUAUGGCCUUCACCAAGUGGAAUAACGACGUGGUCUAUUUCUACGAUUGUCCUGUGAAUACGAACGCUACGAUUUGUUACGAAGGUGGUAAAAUGCAGGUAAACUAAAGUGCGAUCAACGACACGAAAUUGGCAAGUGCAAGGUCUGACGGUUGUAUUACUAAUUACUUAAUAAAAAUGUGAAGAGCAAAAGAA